AUGAGAUUAGAAAAGUGUUAUUUUUGCUCAUCGACAAUUUGGCCAGGUCAUGGUAUUCAAUUUGUCCGUAAUGAUUGUAAAGUAUUUCGUUUUUGUCGAUCAAAAUGUCAUCAUGCAUUCAAAAAGAAAUGGAAUCCAAGAAAAUCACGUUGGACAAAAGCACAUCGAAAAUUUACGGGCAAAGAAUUAACAACAGAUUCCAUAUUCGAAUUUGAAAAACGUCGAAAUGAACCAGUUAAAUAUAAUCGGGAAUUAUGGCAGAAUACACUAAAAGCAAUGGAAAAAGUUGAUGAAAUUCGUACAAAACGACAAUCACAUUAUGUAAUGAAAAGACUUCGGCAAGGAACAUUGGAUCGAAAAGCAGCUGAUAUGCGUGAAGUUCGUGAUUAUAUUCAUUUGAUACGAGCACCCAAUGCUACUAAACCAAUGGAAGAAAUAGAACUUGUGCAAAAAGCUAUGGCUAAACGUACAGCAUUAGUCGAUGAAAAAUCUGAAACAACUAAAAAACUAUUUAAAAGACGAAAACCUCCAACAAUUAAAGUGAUUUUGAUACCAUCCGAUGCAGAAAUACUAGCUGAAGAAGUUUAA
This is a messenger RNA of Didymodactylos carnosus, 588 nucleotides long. NCBI's taxonomy places the organism in Eukaryota, Metazoa, Rotifera, Eurotatoria, Philodinida, Philodinidae. The record is from the annotation of a GenBank genome assembly.